AUGAAGCUGUCCGCAGCUUUUCUUUCUUGCGUUCUAGCGCAAGACGGUCCUUUUAUCGAUUGUGCUCCAGAAGGCUCUCUGGACAAACUCGGUCUUACUGCCAAAGAUCACGAAAACCUCUGCAGAGAGCGAAAAUGCACAUGGACCGCGAAUCCGGCAGAAACGAAGUUUCCAAAAUGCACCUACCCUGCUGACUACAAGCAUUACACAAUGGGCAAGCAAAUGACUUCAAAUGGCUCAAAUGACAAGUCGGAAAGAUACAGUCUUUCUCUUCAUAAAGACGCCCAGAAAAAUCGAUUUGAGGGUAAAGAAUUUGCUGAACCGGCCAUUGAAAAGCUUCAGCUUAUCAUCGAAAAAUACGAAACUUAUGUCCGAAUCCGCAUCACUGACGAAAACGACACCCGUUUCGAGCCCCCAGCUGUUCUUGAUUCCCCCGAAGAAAUGGUCGAUUCUAGCGAAAACUACGACGUCACUGUUUCGAAGGAAAACGAGCCAUUUUCCAUUUCCGUGACUCGAAAGGACGGAACGGAUCUCUUCAACACCGCCGAUGGCCCGUUGAUCUACUACGAUCAGUUCCUCCAGAUCACCACUCGCCGGGCAAACAACAUUUACGGCUUUGGCGAAACUAUGCACAGCAAGAUCCAGAAUGAUAUCGAUUACGUAACCCAAGGAGUUUGGGCGCGAGAUGAAAGCGUCGAGUUCGACAGAAAUCUCUACGGGCAUCAACCUUAUUCUCUCGCUCUCGAGGACACCGGACUCGCCAGCGGCUUGCUGUUCUUCAACGCUCAUCCGAUGGACGUCGCCAAGACCCCAGAAGCCACUCUGACCUUCCGAGCUAUCGGUGGGCAAUUGGACUUUUUCGUCUUUUCCGGCCCUAGCCCCGAAGAUGUCACGAGGCAAUACACAAGUGUCAUCGGACGAUCCUACCUCUUCCCUUACUGGUCGCUCGGAUUCCAACUUUGCCGAUGGGGAUACCAGAACACUCAGGAAGUCAUCGAUCUCGUUGAGCGAAAUCAACAGCUCGGAAUUCCUCAGGAUAUUCAAUACGUCGACAUUGACUACAUGGAUCGCCAGCUGGAUUUUACCCUCGACAUGACAAAUUAUCCCGAUCUUCCGGAUUUCAUGACCAAAACUCAGACCGAAAGCAACAUGCGAUGGAUCCUCAUCAUCGAUCCAGCCAUCUCGGCUGAAGAAAAAGGCGAACUUGCGUGGCAAGACGAGGGCAAAGACUAUCCAACCUACACAAGAGGAGUUGAACAAAACGCUUUCAUCAAGUAUGGAAAGGAAGAUGGCCACAAUGAAGAAAUUCUCCUCGGCAAGGUUUGGCCAUUUUUGCCAGGACAGUACCCCGAUCGAUCGAACGUCGUUGAAGGAGACGAUUGGAUUUUCGAACUUCAGUACAACCAUUCUGCCACAGCUUUUCCCGACUUUUUCCGAGAAUCCGCCCAAAAGUGGUGGUCGGAUGAAAUCGUCCGAUUCCGGGAAGGAUUCGAGGGCGCUCCAAACGGCCUUUCUUUCGAUGGAAUCUGGAUCGACAUGAAUGAACCAACCAAUUUCGACGCUGGAGAGCCGGGACCAGAUGGCGAGAACCAGUGGGAAGAAGGCUGCGCAAAGAACAAAUGGAAUUUCCCACCCUACGUGCCGGUUUCUAUCGAAGAAGCUCGAAACGACAAAGAUGCCAACAUUCUAUUCCAGAAAACCAUCUGCAUGGAUGGCCUUCAAACCAAUCCAAAAACUGGCAACGACAAGGAGUUGCACUUCAAUUUGCACAGUCUUUAUGGCUAUUCCGAAGGACAACCAACCCUUGACGCGUGCGAACUCGCCACAGGAGAGCGAUGCAUGGUCGUUUCUCGAUCCACCUUCCCAGGAGCCCAGCGAACAGUCGGCCACUGGCUUGGCGACAAUAAAUCUCAAUGGGAUCAUAUCAAGGGUCAAAUGAUCGGCUCGAUGGACUUUUCACUUUACGGCUUUUCCUACACGGGACCUGACAUUUGCGGCUUCUUCAAUAAUGCGACUGAGCAACUUUGCUCAAGAUGGACUCAAUUGGGCGCGUUUUUCCCAUACUCAAGAAAUCACAAUGGUAAUUACAACCGACAACAAGACCCGGCCGUUUGGGGCGAGGAAUUCGCCGCAAUGACCCGAGACAUCCUUCAGCAUCGAUACCGCCUGCUUCCUUAUUUGUAUACUCUUAUGUACCGAGCUUCCGUCUUCGGCGAUACUGUCAUCCGGCCCCUGUUUGCGAACUGGCCAGAGGACAAGACAACGCAUACUAUCGAUGAACAGAUGAUGUGGGCCGAUGGAAUUUUGAUCUCGCCCGUUUUGACUGAAGAUACAACCACUGUGGAUGCUUAUUUCCCCGAAGACCGCUGGUUCGACUACUACACUGGAAACGAGGUCGAAACCGGCAACCAAAAACUCGACGCCCCACUCGACUUCAUCCCCAUUCAUCUCCGAGGAGGCAAGAUCAUCCCCACUCAGCAUCCACUCGAUGCGCUCACGACGAUGGAUUCGCGAAUGAACCCGCUUGGCCUGAUCGUUUCUUUGGACAAGGAGUUCUCUGCUUCGGGCGAGCUUUACUGGGACCAGGGAACAAAUAUUGACCCGAUCGGAACGGAGCAGUACAGUCUCAUUACCUUCUCCUUCGCUGACAACACCCUGACAUCCACUGUUGAAAAAUCUGCAAUCAAGGAAGAAACCCACAAAAACUCUGGCGAAACCAUCACGCUCCAGUUUGAGUCGCUCGAAAUCAACGGCCUUGAAGAAAGCAUCAGUGGAAUCUCGAUCGACUACAAUGGUGCCAUUGCUGGCAUUGACUCCAUGUCCUGGAGACAAGAAACCAACGGACGAUUGAUUGUUUCCGCCGAACUGGAACUUCCAAUGACUGAAGAGUUCAAAAUUAUCUUCACUCCCGGAGAGAAUCCAGAAUGGCCAGACUCGACUGAAUCCCCAGUAACGACCGGAUCGCCAGAACCGACUGAAUCACCAGAAGUGACCACUACUUCUAGCGCUGCUGCUAUUUCUGCUUGUUUCUUGACUUUUGUACUCGCCCUUUUCAAUCACUGA
This is a messenger RNA of Oikopleura dioica, 3063 nucleotides long. The record is from the annotation of a GenBank genome assembly. Lineage: Eukaryota; Metazoa; Chordata; Appendicularia; Copelata; Oikopleuridae.